UAGCGCCACACCUCGCAAAAGACGGCCUGCGGGGCUUUCCACUGGAACGAUGGCUACCUACAGCCUGGCGAACGAGCGGCUGCGCGCCCUGGAGGACAUCGAGCGCGAAAUCGGAGCCAUCCUCCAGAACGCAGGAACGGCGAUCCUGGAACUGUCCAAGGAAAAAACUAACGAGCGGCUCCUUGACCGGCAGGCGGCAGCCUUCACCGCUUCUGUGCAGCACGUGGAGGCUGAGCUGUCGGCUCAGAUCCGCUACCUCACCCAGGUGGCCACAGGCCAGCCACAUGAGGGUUCCAGCUACUCUUCCAGGAAGGAUUGUCAAAUGGCUCUAAAGCGAGUAGAUUACGCUCGCCUCAAGAUUAGUGAUGUGGCAAGAACCUGUGAACAGAUGCUGGAGAACUAAGUCAGGAUGAUCCAGAGUGUGACCUGCACCAGAGACCGCAUCGGCAUAGUGGCUGUGAGGAGGGAGAGUGAGAAAUCCCAGGCUUUCAGUAUGGGAUUGAAGAACAGCUGAUGGAGUCUGAAGGGAGACUGGUGGCCAGAGGACUCCCUCAGCAGAUCUGAGGGGACAAAGACCCAGCAUCUGCAGAAGUCAAUAAUUCUAAAAAACCAUUUUACCUAGA
Grammomys surdaster is the source of this 623-nucleotide messenger RNA. RefSeq names its product mediator complex subunit 11 (gene Med11). Gene Ontology annotation, molecular function: transcription coregulator activity. The record is from RefSeq and is a predicted model, not a curated record. The transcript is spliced from 4 exons. The coding region runs from base 50 to 403 and encodes 117 amino acids. Gene Ontology annotation, cellular component: mediator complex. Gene Ontology annotation, biological process: regulation of transcription by RNA polymerase II. Lineage: Eukaryota; Metazoa; Chordata; Mammalia; Rodentia; Muridae.